AUGGCCAGUGUUUAUGGACUGGAACAGCCGAUUUUACCAUCGCUGCAAGUGAUGUAUCCGAAACGAUUCAGUGCAACAGCGGAUGUUCGUUCGCUAAAUGUCUCAACACAUCUGGAGCCACCGCAGAACUGGGUGACCAAUGAAACAACAACACUUGGCGAAUUGCUCAUCGGUUUCCUGGAAUAUUAUGCAUUUAAAUUCGACUACCUCAAAGAUGCGAUAUCGGUGCGGCUGGGCAAGAAAAUUCCUCGUCUGGUUGUGGCACGACAAACAUCUCUAUGCAGUAUUGCUCAGUGGAAUUGCAUUUGCAUUGAAGAACCGUUUACGCUAUCAAAUACGGCGCAUUCUGUUCACAGUCAAAUGGUUUUUGAUGCAAUACGUCAGGCAUUUGUUGAUGGCUAUAAUGAGCUGAAUAGAAAUCGUGAUUUGAAAGCAUUCCUGGAUGUGGGCCCAAUCAAUAUUAACCUUACACCCUGUUCGAGAAGCUCAAGCGCACAACUAACAGAAACAGAAGCUAGCGAUUCAUCAACAAGUUCCGAAGCAACAGCGAUUACUGGUGGCAAAACUCCGGAGCUCAUUUCACCGCAACUGGAAAAAGAAGAAAGUUUUGAGCUAGUCGAUGCCGAUAGACCACUAUCGUUUGACGGUGACUGUGGUGAUGCGGAAGCGGAAUUAAUAGAAAGCAUUUUCCCACAAACCAUCCUGGAUAACGUCAAUGCUAAAAGCCAUUGUGUUGUAUCAGCAGUGGGUAACGAGAAUGAAGUAAGCGAUGCAGCAGUCGGUGCAGAUUCGAAAGAAGAGGAUCUGAUUGAAAAUGUGGUACCCGUGGAAGAGGACGAGAGCAAUAAUGCAUCCACCACAGCUGUGCAUGUUGAUGUCAGUUUGGGGAUAAAAAGUGGUACUUUGAUGAACAAAUCUGUACUCUCUGAGCGUCAACCCAAGGAACUACAGAUGCAGUCUGCCGGGAGG
Molecule: messenger RNA, 969 nt
Organism: Gongylonema pulchrum
Lineage: Eukaryota; Metazoa; Nematoda; Chromadorea; Rhabditida; Gongylonematidae
Source: the annotation of a GenBank genome assembly